AUCAGCCUGCGCGGCGGCCGCUCCAGCAGCCGCCGCCGCCACCACCGCCACCACAGCCGGGAGCUCGAUGGGCUUCUCUUGCGCGCCGCCCUGUGUCUGGCCGGGUCCAGGGAGCCGCGGCGCCUCGUGCCGGGGAGCCAUCGCUGCAGCCCGAGGCCGGAUCGCGGGUCGGGGGCUGCAGGGGGAGCGACGGCGGCGGCGGCAGCCAAGCCCCACCGGGGGCCUGGGACUGGGGAACUGCCUCCAGCUUCACGAUGCCAGUAUGGACAGAAUAGCUUAUGAUGCUUAUCCCCGCCCACCACUUCCGAGACAUUGAGCGGAAGCCAGAAUACCUCCAGCCAGAGAAGUGCGUCCCACCUCCCCACCCCAGUCCUGUGGGAACCAUGUGGUUUAUCCGUGAUGGCUGUGGCAUCGCCUGUGCCGUUGUCACCUGGUUUCUGGUCCUCUAUGCGGAGUUUGUGGUCCUCUUUGUCAUGCUGAUUCCAUCCCGAGACUACGUGUACAGCAUCAUCAAUGGAAUUAUGUUCAACCUGCUGGCCUUCUUGGCCCUGGCUUCCCACUGCCGGGCCAUGUUGACGGACCCCGGGGCAGUGCCCAAAGGAAAUGCCACUAAAGAAUUCAUCGAGAGUUUACAGCUGAAGCCUGGGCAGGUGGUGUACAAGUGUCCCAAAUGCUGCAGCAUCAAGCCUGACCGAGCCCACCACUGCAGUGUUUGUAAGCGGUGCAUUCGGAAGAUGGACCACCACUGUCCCUGGGUCAAUAACUGUGUUGGCGAGAACAACCAGAAGUACUUCGUCCUGUUUACAAUGUACAUAGCUCUCAUUUCCUUGCACGCCCUCAUCAUGGUGGGAUUCCACUUCCUGCAUUGCUUUGAAGAAGAUUGGACAAAGUGCAGCUCCUUCUCGCCACCCACCACAGUGAUCCUCCUCAUCCUCCUGUGCUUCGAGGGGCUGCUCUUCCUCAUUUUCACAUCAGUCAUGUUUGGGACCCAGGUGCACUCCAUCUGCACGGAUGAGACGGGAAUAGAACAAUUGAAAAAGGAAGAGAGAAGAUGGGCUAAAAAAACAAAAUGGAUGAACAUGAAAGCCGUUUUUGGCCACCCCUUUUCUCUAGGCUGGGCCAGCCCCUUUGCCACGCCAGACCAAGGGAAGGCAGACCCGUACCAGUAUGUGGUCUGAAGGACCCCUGACCAGCAUUGCCACUCAGACACAAACCACAUCCCAGCACUACCAUCCAAUCCGUUCUCAUGAACGUUUAAACCGAAAAAGCAAAACAACUACUAUAAAACAUUUUUUUUAAUGUCUCAAGUAAAAUGGCUGAACAUUGCAGAGAAAAAAAAAGGUCCCCAUGUUUUAUUUUUAAAAGAUCAUCCUUUCUAUUUUUUUGGUGACCGAAGCUGCUUUUCUUUUUUCCUUUUUAAAAUCACUUCUCUGAUCUCUGGUUUCCUCUCUGCUGUCUGUCUGGCAUGACUAAUGUGGAGGGCGCUGUCUCCAGGCCAUGCCCCCUUGUACUAACUGAGUCGUGACACUUGUGCGUGGAUGGACCGGCCCGGACACCUGUUUGGGACGCAUAGGAGAGCCAGGAGGGCCCAUGACCUCCCACUGCCCAGGAGGCGGUGGCGAGCGCCCAAAUGGGAGUUAAAACCUCACCGAAGAUGGAUGCUUACUCCUUGUGACCUGAGAGGGCCAGGAUCAGGGAUGGAGCCCUUAAAAGGGUCCUUGACACAGUGGCCUCAUCCCCCAUGUGAACACGAUUCACCUCCUAAUUCACAAAAUCAGUUUCCUACCUUGUACGUUAUGGGCUCUGGGUGUGUAGAAUGACUUGUGGGGUGGGGGAUGGAGAUGAAAGGGGUCUUAUUUGUAUUCUGAGUCACCAGUUAUACUCCAACUCUGAUUAUUUGGAAGAACGUGAGGAAGUUUUUCCGGUUCAGAAUGCCUUUAUACAAUCAAAGGAAGAAGAAAAUGACCCAGCUUCAGGCGAGCUGCGUUUCCCUCAUUAACGUUUGCGUCUUCUCUGACCUCCCCACCUCCCUCCCUCUCCUAGCGAGGUGUCGGUUAAGCAGUAUUACUGCCAAGUGAAACAGCCUCAGCUCCACCGUCAACCCCUUCUUCCUCAUUUUGUAAAUCCCUGCAGUGGGUUUACUUUGUGACAUUUUAGGCCCAUAAAUGUGCACAUACCCAUGUCUUGUCUGUAUUUUAACCUGGGAGACCAUUAUCCUGCGUGGGCUGACCGUGAUGCAAAGACACCAUUACAGCCAAACAUUUUAAAGUUGAGAGAUGGCCAUCCAUCCACUGGAAUCGGCAGACACACCUAAGCCUGUGGCGCCGAAACUGACUAGUUUUUCCAUUUGCAUACUUGGGUGGUGAGUCUCAUUUGAAGGAGGAAGGGCCUGAAGACAGUGGCAGGAGGUGAGGGGACAGGGAGUACGCAUCAGAUGCAGAGGUCGCAAAUCCGAAUACCAUCUCAACAUGGAUUUGUUUUUUUAAGCGAUCACCACAAACCUUUUUUUAUCUUUUGCUUGGGGUGGGUUUGGGGUGAGGUUUAUUAAAUCAGCCCUGGGUGAGGAGAGACUUCAUCUAGCUAUGUGAUCUUUCAGAAAAGUAAGUGGAACAUGCUGCCUCUUUUCAAUUCUGUCAGUGCUUCCACGUGGAAACAAAACGCAAUAAAAUUUUUCCAAAACCU
Molecule: messenger RNA, 2682 nt
Organism: Lipotes vexillifer (Yangtze River dolphin)
Lineage: Eukaryota; Metazoa; Chordata; Mammalia; Artiodactyla; Lipotidae
Gene: ZDHHC3
Product: zDHHC palmitoyltransferase 3
Exons: 7
Coding region: 279-1178 (299 amino acids)
Molecular function (GO): palmitoyltransferase activity
Source: RefSeq, a predicted model, not a curated record